This is a messenger RNA of Didymosphaeria variabile, 849 nucleotides long. RefSeq lists its product as uncharacterized. Gene Ontology annotation, molecular function: RNA binding; zinc ion binding. The record is from RefSeq and is a predicted model, not a curated record. Gene Ontology annotation, biological process: mRNA splicing, via spliceosome. The transcript is spliced from 2 exons. NCBI's taxonomy places the organism in Eukaryota, Fungi, Ascomycota, Dothideomycetes, Pleosporales, Didymosphaeriaceae. Gene Ontology annotation, cellular component: precatalytic spliceosome. Bases 1 to 849 code for a protein of 282 amino acids.
AUGUCGGAGUACUGGAAGUCGAUACCAAAAUACUGGUGCAAGUUUUGCAAAGACUACGUCAAAGACACCAAAUUCGAACGCCAACAACACGAGGCAACCGGCCGCCACCAGUCUAACAUCCAGCGCUCUCUCAAGGGACUCCACCGCGAACAAGCCGCCCAAGAGCGCCAGAAGCAACGCGCCAAAGAUGAAGUCGCGCGAUUGAACGGGCUUGUCCCUUCAGCCUCGUCCGCUUCCGCCGAUGCGCCAGCAAAGCCGACGUUCGCGAAAACAGAGGAUAAGAAAGCGACGCUGCAGGACCGAAAGAAACAAUGGGAACAGCUCGCUGCGAUGGGCAUUGCGGUGCCGGAUGAGGCGAGGGGUGGGAUGGCACUCAAGGGCGAGUGGUCGGUGGUCAAAGAGGAAGUUGUUGGUGAGGUAGGAGAGGAUGGAGAAUUUAAGGCGCUGAACAAGGGCGUGAGAAAGAGAAAGGUGGAUGAGGAGGAGGCGGAGAGAGAGCUGGCGGGUGAAACCAUCACACGCAAGAAAGGGUGGGGACAGACGUAUAAGAGCUUGCCUGGAAAGGGUGGAGGCGACGAUGAUGAUAUCGAGGCGUUGUUUAAGAGGCGGAAACCGGACAUCAAGGAUGAAGACACGGAGUUGAAAAAGGAGGUCAAGGGGGAAGACGUGGUGAAGGGAGAGGCUCAGCUGCAACCACUGGCGGAUAUUCCAACUGUAGAGGAGGCUGCUGCAAAACAGAAAGAGGAGAGGGGUGAUGAUGCCGCCGCUGCGGCCUUGGUGAAAGAAGAAGAGGGUUCCGGGGCUACCCCGGCAGUGGUAUUCAAGAAGCGGAAGAAGAUCGCGAAGUGA